Sinocyclocheilus rhinocerous is the source of this 233-nucleotide messenger RNA. RefSeq names its product transcription factor HES-2-like. The annotation marks the transcript as partial. NCBI's taxonomy places the organism in Eukaryota, Metazoa, Chordata, Actinopteri, Cypriniformes, Cyprinidae. The record is from RefSeq and is a predicted model, not a curated record. The transcript has 3 exons. Gene Ontology annotation, molecular function: protein dimerization activity.
AAAGCGCUCAUUCUCCCUCUCACAGGCAAAGAUAAAUGCCGUUACUCUAAACUGGAGAAAGCUGAUAUUUUGGAGAUGACCGUCAGAUUCCUGACUGAUACUCAAUCCACACCGGUCAAUAGCGCCGCUAGCUUUAAAGAGGGGUACACAGCUUGCCUCCAGCGCGUUUCAGCGCACCUUCCGCAAACCGGCCUCGACGCAGAAACCCGCCAUCGCAUCAACGAGUUCAUCCA